This is a messenger RNA of Nicotiana tabacum (common tobacco), 626 nucleotides long. RefSeq names its product zinc finger protein ZAT11-like. The record is from RefSeq and is a predicted model, not a curated record. Lineage: Eukaryota; Viridiplantae; Streptophyta; Magnoliopsida; Solanales; Solanaceae. Gene Ontology annotation, biological process: response to chitin.
UGUAACAUUUCAAGAGAACAUGGUGCUUAUACCAACAAAGAGAGAAAGAGAAGAAGAAGAAGAGGAAAAUUUCCAUAGCGUAACAACAAUGGCAAAUUUCUUGAUGUUAUUCUCAAACCAAUCAAAUGAUUAUCAUUUUGACAAUAUUAUGAAGUACAACAACUCAACAACUAAUCGAGUUUUCGAGUGCAAGACUUGUAAUCGUAAAUUUUCAUCUUUUCAAGCAUUAGGUGGCCAUAGGGCAAGUCACAAGAAGCCAAGAUUGAUCAAUAUGAGAGAAUUGAAUAACAUGCAAUUAUUUCAGUUGCCUAAUAUUAAACCUAAAACACAUGAGUGUUCCAUUUGUGGGCUUGAGUUUGGUUUAGGACAAGCUUUAGGAGGGCAUAUGAGAAGACAUAGAGCUGUAAUGAAUAAUGAAAAAAUUCAAGAUCCUUUACGUAUUCCUCAAGUUGUUAAGAAAUCGAAGAGAGUUUUGUGCUUGGAUUUGAACUUGACGCCAUUGGAAAAUGAUCACUUGGAGUUUAAUUUGGGUGCAGAUUCAGUUUUCUUCUGAUCUUCUUAUGGAUGUUGUAUUUAUUUAUUUGUUUGGUUGAUGUAAAUUGUUCCUCCUAUAUAUAUUUCUUCAU